UACCCUGCUGCGUCGGAGCAGCCUUAGGGUCCGAGCUCGGGCUUGGAUAAAGACUCUUUGCUUUUGCAUACGAGUUCGACUCCUGGUGGUCUUUGGGGACCCUAGGAUCUGGGCAUAACAUUUGGGGGCUCAUCCGGGAUCCCUCGAGGCCCCCAGGACCCCCGAACCGUUGAGUCAGAACCCGGCGGGUAAGUGUCUGAAUGUUUGUGCUCUGCCUCGGUGUCUCAGCGCUCCGCUCUUAAAACAGAGUAGCCUGCAGGCGGUCCAGGCGCACGCGCGGGACGCCGGGCGCCACGGGACUUGGGAGAAGUCCCGGACCCGCGUGUAGGGGAUUGGAUCCCCUCGUAGACUUGAAGAGACAAAGCGAGUCGCUCCCGAGGCGGUGCUCUCACUUCCGUUCUUGCCUAAGAUCGCCGCCCGGGGGACUGAGUGAGUGCCUUUUUGUCUUUCGCCCUUCUGUUUGCUCUCCGUCUGGACUUCUUUGUGACUGACGCCAUGGGACAGACCCAGACCACUCCUUUAUCUUUGUUCUUAGACCAUUUCAAGGACUAUAAAAAGAGGGCUAGAAGUCGAGGCUUAGUUGUUAAGAAGAAGAGACUAACCGCUUUCUGCAGGAAGGAAUGGCCAACCUUCAACGUUGGCUGGCCGCCAGGGGGGACUUGGAACUUACCGGCGAUUUUUAGAACCAAGGAUAUCAUUUUUAGGCCACCCGGACACCCAGAGCAAGUACCCUACAUCAUCACCUGGCUGGAUCUGGUCCAGGACCCGCCAAAAUGGCUCAAGCCUUGGCUGCCGCCCCCGCAACCAAGCGCCAUCUUACUCGCCCCAGAAAACCGCGAGGAACCAAAAACUGAAUCUAACCCUAGGGUCCCUCUUUAUCCGGUCUUGCAGGGGAACACUGAGGAAGACUUCCUCGUCUCAUACCCGCCUUACCGACCCCCGUCAGGGGGUAGCCCAGGCCCUCAACCUGAGGCCCCAGGAGAGGCUCAUGGGUCCCCCUUGGUGACCCCACCUCACACCCAAGGGAAAGCCCAACCAGAGCUGCCUCAACCACCCGUGGCUAAGUCCACGGUUCUCCCCUUGAGGGCAAUAGGCCCCCAGGACGAUGAGGGGAACCAACUGAUGGAAUAUUGUCCCUUAGCCAUUACACAGCUUUAUAAUUGGAAAUGCAAGUACCCUCAGUUCUCAGAGAAACCAGCUGCGUUAAUUAACUUAAUCGAUUCUGUCAUUUUAACCCACCAGCCCACCUGGGAUGACUGUCAAUUGCUCUUGCAGAUCCUCUUUACUACAGAGGAGCGAGAGAGGAUUUUAAUUGAGGCCAUGAAAUUGGUUCCAGGAGCAAAUGGGAGUCCUGCUACUAAACAAGCUCUUAUUGAUUCAGGCUUUUACGGGACCAGACCAGACUGGAAUUUUAACUCAGAAGAAGGUAAGGAGAGUCUCCGGGUCUACCGCCAGACUCUGAUGAGAGGUCUCAGGGCAGCUGCUCAGGGACCCACUCAUUUGGCCAAGGUGCGUAGGGUGCAUCAAGAAAUGGCAGAAUCACCCACAUUCUUUUUAGAAAGGAUUAUGGAGGCCUAUCGCACCUACACGUCCCUAGACCCAGCAGCACCUGAGAAUAAGUCCGCGGUCAUUAUGACCUUUGUAGAUCAGGCCGUCCCUGACAUCAAGCACAAAUUACAGAGAAUAGACAGGCUAGGGGAGAAGAGUUUGCAGGAGUUGCUGGUGGUAGCUGAGGAAGUGGUUGACAACAGAGAAAUACUUAAGAAGAAACACUUGGAAGCUUAUGAGGAGCUAGGAAAUCAAAGGUUGGCCACGACCCUUGUGUCCCUGUCAGCAGAUUCCCCAGAAGAGAAAGACCGACAACUGCGCCAAUGCGCUGAUGGAAAAGGUAAGCGGCCCCAGCAAAAGGGGAAGCCAAAGCUCCAAAAGAACCAAUGUGCAUACUGUAAGAAGAUGGGACAUUGGGUCAAGAACUGCCCCAAGAAACCUCCAAAGAGGGACAAAGGAGGACAGGGUUUGGACCCCCUCUCUGAACCCAAGGUAACCCAUAAAGUGGAGGGGAAAUUGGUUAGUUUCUUAGGAGACACAGGGGCACAAUAUUCAGUUCAAACCCAUGGAAAGCUGUCCUCAAAGAAAUCGUGGGAACCAGGGGCCACUGGUAUGGAUCAGGAUGCGUGGACUACCCGAAGAAGAGUGAAUCUCAGAACGGGCCAGGUAUCCCACUCCAUGACCAUACCAAAUUGUCCCAACUCCCCCUUGGGGAGAAAUUUGCCAACCAAGAUAGGAGCUCAGAUCUCUUUUGAUCGAAAAGGGAACUCUGUCACAGAUUCCAGAGGAUGCCCUAGUCACAUACUCCCCCUGCCUCUAGAAGAUGAAUUGGAUGAAAGACCAAGCUCUUUCCCAGAUGAGAUCUCAACUUGGUUAGCCAGGUUCCCCUCAGCUUGGGCAGAAACCAAAGGAAUGGGGUUGGUGAGCCAUAGGGCCCCCAUUCGGGUUGAACUGAAACCAAAGGCAACGCCUGUCCGAAUAAGACAGUACCCAAUCUCCCAAGAAGCUAAAUCCGGUGUCACACCCCACAUCAGAAGGUUCAGGGACUUGGGCAUACUAGUACCUUGCCAGUCCCCAUGGAACACGCCCCUACACCCCAUCAAGAAGCACAACUCCAAUGACUAUAGACUAGUCCAGAACCUCAAAGAGGUAAACAAGAGAGUUAUGGACAUAGAUUUCACAGUACCAAACCAAUAUACCAUCCUGAGUUCGUUAAAACCUUCCCAGACUUGGUAUACAGUAUUGGACCUCAAAGAUGCUGUCUUAAGCCUGCCUUUAGCCCCCCAGAGCCAACCUCUGUUUGCCUUUGAAUGGCACGACCCGGAAGAAGAAUUCAAUGGACAACUAACAUGGACCAGACUGCCACAAGGCUUCAAGAAUUCAACAGCCAUCUUUUACAAGGCUCUACAUGAAGAUCUGGGUGAGUACAGACGGGAACACCCCAAUACCACCCUCUUGCAAUAUGUAGAUGACCUCUUGGUGGCAGCAGAGACCAUGGAAGAAUGUCAACAGAGUACUGAGGACCUGCUAAUGGCACUGGGGCAAUUAGGCUACAGGGCAUCAGCUAAGAAGGCUCAAAUCUGCCAGCAAGAGGUAACAUACUUGGGAAACGUCCUAAAAGGGGGCCAACAAUGGCUAUCAGAGGCCCGAAAAGAUACCAUUUUGAAGAUCCCCACACCCACCACAACACAGAAGGUCAGACAGUUCUUGGGGUCGGCAGGAUUCUGCCGCCUUUGGGUCCCUAAUUUUGCAGAAUUGGCAAAACCCCUCUAUGAGGCCACCAAAAAAGGGGAGCCCUUCCAAUGGACUAAGGCCCAGGAAAGCUCUUUCAAUGGACUCAAACAGGCCUUAUUAGCGGCCCCGCCACUGGCGCUACCUGACAUCACCAAGCCCUUUCAUCUCUAUAUUGAUGAAAGCAAAGGCAUAGCUAAAGGAGUCCUCACCCAAAUGUUAGGAUCCUGGAUUCGCCCAGUAGCAUACCUAUCAAAGAAAUUAGACCCUGUGGCUUCUGGAUGGCCUCCGUGUUUGAGAAUUAUCAACGCCACAGCCUUGCUAGUCAAGGACGCCGACAAACUGACUCUGGGGCAAGAACUUUGUAUUACCACUCCCCAUGCCAUCGAAGCAGUUCUCAAACAACCCCCAGAUCGAUGGGUGAGCAAUGCACACAUGACUCGCUACCAAAGCCUGCUACUAAACCCUGAGCGUAUCCACUUCCUACCAAGCGCUGCCCUAAACCCAGACUCUCUGCUACCAGACCCGGAUUUGGAGACCCCAGUACAUGAUUGUGUGGGCAUACUAAGCCAGGUGCACAGAGUCGGGAAAGACCUAACAGCCGAAUGCAGAAGCCACUUGGUUCAUGGACAGUAACAGCUUUGUGCUUAUGUGCAGGGACGGCAGUGUUACCAGACUCAGAAAUUAUAUGGGCGUCUACCCUGCCACCCAGCACUCUGCACCAUAGGGCAAACUCAUAGCCCUAACAGAAGCCUUAAAAUUGGAAAAAGGCAAAAGACCCAACAUUUAUACAAAUAGCAGAAAUGUCUUUGCUACAGCCCAUGUCCAUGGGGCCAUUUAUCAGGAGAGAGGACUCAUGACAGCUGAAAGAAAGACAAUUAAAAACAAACUGGAGACCCUAAACCUGUUGGAGGCCCUUUAGCUUCCAAAGAAACUGGCUAUUAUACACUGCCCACAGCACCAAAAGGCAACGAUACCUAAAGCAAAAGGGCAGUCAGUCAAUGGGGCAGAUUCAGCAGCCGAGGCAGCAGCUCUCAAUCCUGUGGCAGCUUUGACUUUGCAACGGCCUGGCCCAGGAGCUCCAAUCCUACUGGACGAGCCUGACUACUCCAAAGAGGAUGUUAUCUCUAUUCACAAACUGCCUAUGUCCCGAAAGCCUGAUGGCUGGUGGCUCACCGGAGACUGCAAAAUAAUCCUGCCCAGCAAUUUGGCAGCCAGUCUGCUCCAGCAUCUACACUGGACAACCCACUUGGGGACCAAGAAAACUGAGGAUCUGGUAGGAAAGGCAGACCUAAUGAUCCUCAACCUCAGGUCCCAGGUCAGACAGAUAGCCUCCAAAUGCUUGAGCUGUAAGCUCACUAAUGCAGAGAAUCAACCGAAGGAUAAAGGAUGUCAAACGGGGCGCUCACUGGGAAAUGGACUUUACUGAGAGGUAAGACCAGGGAAAUAUGGUUACAGGUACCUACAGGUCAUGCUUGUAGACACCUUUUCUGGAUGGACUGAAGCCUACUCCACCAGGCAUGAAACAGCACAAAUAGUGAUCAAGAAGAUACCAGAGGAGGAGUUUCCCAGGUAUGGAAUGUCAGCCUUCUUCACUAAGGUAACAUAGGGGAUGGCUAAAGCCAUUGGGGUGGAUUGGAAACUACAUUGUGCUUAUAGGCUCCCAAGCUCAGGACAGGUAGAGAGGAUGAAUAGAACUUUAAAAAGAGACCCUUACUAAAUUAAACUUGGAGACUGGCAGAAACUAGAUGCCUCUCCUCCCUUUCACCCUCUAUAGAGUUCAACACAUACCCUAUAUGGUUGGGUUUAACCCCUUAUGAAAUCAUGUUUAGAACACACACACACACACACACACACACAC
Mus pahari (shrew mouse) is the source of this 5140-nucleotide messenger RNA. RefSeq lists its product as uncharacterized. Bases 496 to 3915 code for a protein of 1139 amino acids. Gene Ontology annotation, biological process: virion assembly. The record is from RefSeq and is a predicted model, not a curated record. The transcript has a single exon. Lineage: Eukaryota; Metazoa; Chordata; Mammalia; Rodentia; Muridae. Gene Ontology annotation, molecular function: zinc ion binding; nucleic acid binding.